Molecule: messenger RNA, 978 nt
Organism: Benincasa hispida (wax gourd)
Lineage: Eukaryota; Viridiplantae; Streptophyta; Magnoliopsida; Cucurbitales; Cucurbitaceae
Source: RefSeq, a predicted model, not a curated record
AUGGCUAGACAAUUCAAGAUUUCUCCCCAUGAUCGUUUCCCAGACCAAGCGACCAACCUAUCCUCUCACAUUGGGACGACUAACAAUAUUGUGAAAAAGAAGCUUACUCCCACUCAAGUUGCCCCAUUUAAGAAGACUGUAUUUGACCGAUUUGUUGACAUGGACAUUAUCUUCAAUAGUCCAUUGAUCCACUACAUUCUAUUGAGGGAGGUUGAAGACUAUAGGAAGGAUUCAAUGACAUUCGAUUUGAAUGGUACAGUUGUAACAUUCAUCAAAGAAGACUUCCUAUUAGUGAUAGGAUUGUGGCGGUCACCCAAUUCAAUAGUUGUGAGAAGGGCUGAAGAAACUAUAUCUCUACAUAAUAGGUACUUGAGGAAUAACUUCGCAGGGGACACCCAUAUUGGUACCUUAGAGACAAUGUACAAGGAGAUAGAGUUUGAUAAUGAUGUGGAUGCUGUGAAGAUGACAUUGGUUUACUACACUGAAUUGGCUAUGAUGGGAAGGGAGAAGACGAAGGCCAAUGUCGACAAGACCUUAUUAAUUGACGUGGAGGAUUUAGAUUACUUCAACUCCAUGUAUUGGGGAAAAACAAGGAUCAUGCCCAUACCAUUGAUCAUGUCCGAUAGGGAGAGGUGGUAUAGGGACACUAGAGUCGAUGAACGACCCGUAUACAAGCGCAUUGAUGCCGAGACGACAUCCAUAGAGACACAUAGAUCACAUCAUGAUGAGGAUGUUCAUAGUCACUUCAAUGACUAUGAGAGUCACGAGCAUCACACCCACAAGCCAGAACUCGAUGAACAUCAGUCUCAAGAGCUCCCUAUCGAUGAGCAUGAGAUUCACCCUCUUCAGAACAAGUCUCACGAGCUCCCUACUGACGAGCAUGUGCCCUCAACUGAGGAGCAAGGGUCAUCUCAGUUGAAUACAAUGCAUUCUGAGCCCAUGAGAGUGUGGGCAUUCACACAUCGCUCCGUGACAUAG